This is a messenger RNA of Notothenia coriiceps (black rockcod), 502 nucleotides long. RefSeq names its product fibronectin type III domain-containing protein 7-like. The record is from RefSeq and is a predicted model, not a curated record. The annotation marks the transcript as partial. Lineage: Eukaryota; Metazoa; Chordata; Actinopteri; Perciformes; Nototheniidae. The transcript is spliced from 2 exons.
CGCUUCAUAAUGUUAAACUUUGUCCCCCUCCACAGUGUUGCCCCCUCCUCAGCUCUCCGCCUCCUCUCCCAGCAACGACAGCAUCACUGUGUCCUGGGCUCCUGUUGCCAACGCUGUCCAGUACAGCCUGUCUCUGUACAAGUUUGGCUGGAACACCACCUUCAUCAAGCACAACACUUCCAGCACCAAUUGGAUCGUCUCCGGCCUGGAUAUGGGCUCAGUCUACGUCAUAAAGGGUUUCGCCUGGGACCCCGAGGGCCGCCAGGGAGAGGACAGUCUGUACAUCAACCAGAUGACAAGACCUGCUAUGCCAUCUAUUGCCAAUGUCUCCAUGGUGAUGAAUAACGGUUUGGCCGGUAUCUCCGUGUCCUGGGAACGGGAUGAGGGGGUCUUUGGGUCCCUCCAGUACCAUGUGAUGAGCGACCAGAACCUCACCUGUAACUCCACAUCCAGCUCCUGCACCCUGUCUCCAGUGGGCUGCGGAGAGGUACACACAGUCCGG